AUGAAAUCUAGGAAUAGAAUCAUAUGUAAUAGGUGGAUUCUGUUGUGCUUAUAUUUGUUUAUUUCAAUUGGUGUAUGUGGAAUUGUUGCAUCAUAUACCGCUAUACUACCACUACUCCGAAAGGCGUGUAUUCUAACCAAUUUCUGUCGAUGUGAUCCUUCAUCAACCCAGUACUCAACUAAUUGUGAAGAUCCAGAAAAUUUUGAUGCGAUUGUAUUUGGUACACUGCAAAACUUGAGUAGUUGUAACCCUUUAGGAUGCAAUAUUCAAAACCUGUACCACAAUUCAGCGUGGAAGGUAGGACUUAGUACACCACUAAUAAUUAGUCCAAUAGCUGGUACUAUUGCAGAUAUUGUAGGUCCCAGAACACUUGGAGUUCUAGGCUCAAUAGUAAUUUGUGCCGGCUUGUUAAUUUGGAUGUUAUUAGCAAGUUCUCUAUCGGUACAUCCACUAGGACCACAUCUCCUCAGUACAAGUUGGUUUUUUCUAGGAAUUGGGCGUGUUUGUAUCUCAUAUAGCAUUGUUUCAAUAUCUUCUUUGUUCAGUAUGCAGUCACUUGUAAUUUCUAUAAUUGGGGGGUUGAUCGAUGCAGCUAUCUUAUUACCAUUACUUAUUGGUCAUAUCCAAAUAAAACUCUCUUCUAUAGUUGAUGAAUACACUGUAACUAGAUUGUUUAUCUAUAUAUAUAUAGCAGCUGGUAUUCUUUCUUUUAUCAUCUUACUUUUAACCCUACCAACUGUGACAUUUGAUAAAAUAAAAUUUCUGAUAAACGAGGAAGAAAGUGACACAGUUGAAAAUAAGCUAAUUGGUAGUAAGAACAUUCUCCAAAUAAUAUAUGAUAAAGCUCAUCUUAAAAAAGAGUGCUGUCACUUAGCUAUUAAAGAUUUUGAGGCUGGAAAAUCUAAAUCUGUUGACUUAACACCUAGGCUGAAAAUGAACUCCAUAAGAUCUAAGACAGCUUUCGACAUUCCUAUUGACUGUUAUCUGCAAAAUUCAUCAGCUAUAAUGGGUGGCUAUAGUGUAGUAUGCUCUCUAGCUAAUUGCUCAAAAAACAUUAAUUAUAUGAGUUGUAAUAAAACUUUGCCAACUUUGGGAUUACAACCAAAAAUUAAGAAAACAAAAUUUAGAGAAAUAUACAAUGUUGAUCUAUAUGAGCAGAUUUUCAGCUGUGAAUAUUUCGUCUUCUUAGCAUUAUUUGUUUUUAAUUUUUGGAGAAGUUCAAUAUUAGUCUCUAAGAGUGAGUAUAUAGUUUCUUUAGUACUAAGUAGCAAUCAGUCAGAUGUUUCACUGAUUGAAACUUUACCUAGAGUGAUGAAUAUCUAUAAUAGUAUAAUGAGUAUGGGAAGUAUAUUUAGUAUCUUUUGGGGAGCAGUAGCAACUAGAUAUGGUGUUAGUUUUAUGAUUGGUAUUCUAACACUGUUGGGAUGUUUUGUCCAUAUAAUACUACUUUUCCUCUCACAACUCCCAUUUUUCUUUCUUUAUAUAUAUUUUGGUACAUUUGCAGCUUUAAGAUCUUUCAUCUUUGGGGCACUUAAUUGUUUUAUUGGGGAUACAUUUGGGUUUAAAAAUUUCGCUAGACUUGCUGGUACACAAGCUUUUGUUUGUUUUGUCUUUUUCCAAAUAAUGAACAUUACUACAUCUAAAUAUAUUGAUACGCUUUCAUGGGAAAAGAUUAAUCAACUAUUGAUAAUCAUAAAUAUAAUCUUAUUGCCUGCACCAUUAAUAUUAAAUGCAAUGCAUAAUCUUCGAAGUUAA
This is a messenger RNA of Cryptosporidium muris RN66, 1755 nucleotides long. RefSeq lists its product as uncharacterized. NCBI's taxonomy places the organism in Eukaryota, Apicomplexa, Conoidasida, Eucoccidiorida, Cryptosporidiidae. The transcript has a single exon. Bases 1 to 1755 code for a protein of 584 amino acids. The record is from RefSeq and is a predicted model, not a curated record.